This is a messenger RNA of Nasonia vitripennis (jewel wasp), 2189 nucleotides long. Its product is annotated as armadillo repeat-containing protein 1. The record is from RefSeq and is a predicted model, not a curated record. The transcript has 5 exons. Bases 376 to 1194 code for a protein of 272 amino acids. Lineage: Eukaryota; Metazoa; Arthropoda; Insecta; Hymenoptera; Pteromalidae.
UCAUGCCGAAUGUCGGCCAUGUUACGUGCUCAUCCCCACCACUAUUGAUAUUGGUCCGUUUCGCAGUGGUCGGGAUUUCUUGGUUACUUUUAUAGGGGAAAGGAGACUAGGUUGUUGCGCGCACUUUUUCGAAUGUUUGCUCUCUUUGAUAAGGUCGUGCGGUUUUAUCGGAGGAAUACUUACAUCGGACGAUUUUAAUAGCUUCAUCACUGAGGAAAAAUUGAGAUAAGCAGAGACAACAGCAGAGCAGAGCCCAGUUCGCGAGUAGAGAAAAACUGCGUAAAGUUUACGUGCGCUAUAUGUAUACGUGCGUACCAUCUUCGCAAAAGUAGUUGUAAGCGCGGAAAAGAAAAGUAGAUGUCAAAGUUUUGAGCCAUGGACGAGGAAUCGACUCUGGACCCGACGAAGCUCAGGCCGACCCUCGAGACCUACAAGAAGCUAUCCAAAGACAUCUCUAACCACGAUACGAUUCUAAAGGACAAAACGGUGCUGUCCUAUGUGGCCGUGGUUUUGGAGUAUCCCGACGACGAGAUCGUCCACCUGGCACUGGAUAUCCUAGAAAUCUUUGUUAAGAAUGUGGAGAAUUACAAUCACAUAACGUCGACCUUUGGGGUCAGGGAGGCUCUGGAUGCAGUUGUCAACAAGUACACCUUGGAUGAGCCAAAACUGGCCAAGCGAGCUCAGCAGAUCAAGGAUGACAUAGAACGCAUGAAGCCACCCAUUUAUAAUCUUCGCAGCAGAUGCAGAAGGGUUAUAGAGCCUAAAAAGCUGAGAACUCACGUUAUUGUCCUGCAUGUUCAUGGUUUAUUGCCAGAAACACGAACAGAAUUAGAAUAUACAUUAAUUAGGAUUGAAGGCUUAAUCUCACUGGUUGUUGAUGUGGAACAUCAACGCGUCACUAUGAGAACAUUAGCUAAUGUAACAGCCAAACAAAUUGCCGAAGCCAUCAGUGAAAACAAUCCAAAUAUGGAAGCCAGACUGGUUACUAGGAAUAAGUACAAUCAAGAAUUUUUAGUUAAAUUGGUAAACACAGAAUCUGGAGACUGCGAAGAUAUGCCGGAAUACUUACCAGAAGAUGAGGAUCCCGAGGAAGAAAGAGAAGGCGUCGUUUCUUUAUUCACUGGCUUAAGGCAAAGUGCAUCAUCGUUGUACAAAUCCACCGCCGAAUUCCUUAGCAAUUCCUUUUACUGGUGAAAAGAAGAUAAUUGGUUUUCUAGGAACUCUAUUUAUUUUCCAAGCGCAUUUUGAAUAGUCGUUACGAAUUGCGCAUUUACCCAAACGAGUUGAUGCUCCAGAGAUUUCAUCUUUUAAUUUAUUGAUAAUAAUAGUUAUGAGCAUUGACUGUUAUUUCUUUAAACGAAAGAGCUCCGAAUCUCUAUUCCUUAAGGAUCUUUAGUCAGCUGCAUGAGUUUUAAAAGUUUUUCGUACAUUAUUGUUUUGUUAUCCAUUAAAUCAUUGUUCAGUUGACCACCGUACAUAAUUCAGCAUUCUCACCUAAUCAUUAGUAAUUAAUUUUUAAUCAGAAUUGCAUUGAAAUGUCAUGAGUGUAAAACUUAUGUGUUAAUAUUUUAACUGGAAAUGAAAUAUCUAAGAUUUAUCGAAAGUUAUCGCACGGACUUCCAUCAAACUUAAACAUUGAUCAAACAAAGAUUGAAGGACCUAUGAUGUCUCGUACCUAAGCAAAUUUUGUGCAUGUACAUACAUGUAUACGUAUGUCACUUUUACUUAACAUUAGGAAGAAGUGUUUCUAGCAUUUUAAUCUCAUGCAAAUCGAUCUAUGAAUGAAAAUGUAUACGUCUUUGAAUGCAAUGGGCUUAAGCAUUUUGUUAUACUCAUCAAUCACGAGGCUGUGCGAAUAAAUGUUUUAUAUACACGUUAUCUCUUACAUCUCUUCAAAUGAAACGACAAACGUUUACUUAGUGUUCGAAAAAAGUAUGAAAGAAAAAAGUUUAACGGUGCUGUAAAAAUGAUCGCGAGUAUAUCAUGCGUGGUUCCUUAAUUUUGUCUCUGGCACAAUAUGUUACGCGUUUAAAAUAAAGAGUUGAUGAAAUUGUAAGCUAUGUAUCAAAGUGAAAAAUUGUAAUUUUUCUUGUCUAUACAAAGUAAUACGCGAUACGAAUGAUUUUAUGUUUUAUUCAAUUUAUAAAAUUACAAUAAAUAUGUACAUACAAAUUAUUAUUUCCAUCCAA